AUUUGGAGAAGCCCUUCAUCACUCAGCUCUACCUCUCCUUGCGUCACGUGGUGCUCCUCUGACUGGGGUGGUGGGUGUGUCUUAAGCAGUGGGGUUUCAUUCAUAAAUACUUUUAGCUUUAAAAUCCACAUUAAAGUGUCCACAGAAGAGUUCCGCGUUAUUGGCUUUGGCCCUCCACCCCUGUAUGAACCCGGUCGGUUGUUUAGCCAUGAAGCUUUGCCGUCCUGUUGCUCCGGGGCCAGCCCUGAGGGGGAUCACUGCUGCUCAGGCUCAGUCGUGCUGCUUGGGCUGAGGUGACUGAGGAUGCAGCAAGGGAGCUGAGGAAGAGACUCCUGACACACACAUCCAGAGCUGCUGCUGCGCACUGCCCUCCAUCAGGGGGGACUCUCUAGUUGGCCUGGACCAUGAGCAAUGAGUCUACCUUCUGGAACAUCCUACCAGAAAACUCCACGGAGAUCCCAUUUGAGGCUGAGGAGCAGCAGGAUGGCUACGUGCUCCUCCUGGUUAUCCUGUCCAUCCUCCUGGUAGGAACGUUGAUCUUCAUCUCUGUCCUCCUCAUCACCUGCCGCAGAGGAGGCCAAUUCUGUACCAGGGCCAGCGAUGACCCUGAGAAAACCAACACCACCUACGUGGAGGAGUCUCUGCCCACCCAUGAAAUCACCAUCAGGGUGGAUGAGUCCGAAUGCAUGUCAAUGGCCAGCUUUCACGACCAGGAGACCGAGCGCUUCCUCUCCACGGGAACAAUGGGCCGUCGCGUCUCCUUCAAUGAGGCUGCGCUCUUCGAUCAUGGCAAGAAGGCCCAGGAGAAGGGCCGCAGGUACACUCUGACCGAGGGCGACUUCCACCACCUGAAGAACGCACGGCUCACACACCUCCACAUCCCUCCCCCCGCCCUCAAGAUAGUCACCAUCCACGAGUGCGAUUCGGCCGAGAACAGCAUCACCAUGACGACUCGCCCUGUCGCUAAGUCGGCACUUUCCAUCUUCCAGCCGAUGCUGUGCCCCCUACCACAAACUGCGCUGACCAGCCUGAGUGUCAAUCCCAGCUGUGCCCUCCCUGGAGAUGCUCUGAACUCUGUGGUGAACACCAGCUUCAGUGAGAACACUAUCGCUCUCGGCACCAAAGGGCGAAUAACCAGCUCUAUCGAGAUGAUGGGAGCGGGGCCCCGGGGCCGAGGCAGCAGUGUUAGUGUUGGAGAAGGGGCCUUGGUGAGGAGCAGGGGUUCCCCUUAUGCGGCAGGAAGUCAGGGGCCUGUGCUGCAGUUCUUCACUAAACUGCGGCGCCAUGCUAGUCUGGAGGGGGCCAGUCCCUACUUCAAGAUCAAGAAAUGGAAGCUGGACAGCAGUCAAAGGGCCUCAAGUCUGGACACCAGAGGCUCCCCGAAGAGGAGACAUUUCCAGCGUCAACGAGCCGCCAGUGAGAGCAUGGACCAGGAGGACAACGACGCACACCACAUAGACCUCAUCCAGUACAUCGCCCGCACCCAGGACCUCCCCUACUGUCCCAGCAGCCACCCCACCACACGCCUCCUCUCACCUCCUUCCACACCACCCCCCUCCCUCGGCAGGGUAGAGGUGGAAGUGAUGGUGGAGGCCAGCUGCAGCCAUGGCGGACCAGGGGUGAUUGGCCUAUCCCCUGAUCCCCAGGAUGAAGCACUGUCCCUAUCAAGAAGGGAAGGUGCAGACCCUCUGGACCCCCCAGAUCCCCAGGAACCCCAGUCCCUUUACAAAGACAUCUGGAGCCUUCGUGCAACACUGGAAAAAUACGCCGCCUCCGACCACAGCAGCAACAACGACAGGAACUCCGUCUGCAGCGAUGUGGAGAGUGUGUGUUCUCUGGGGGGGCGCACAGAGAGAGGAGGGCUCCCCAGAUACCCGUCCCAGGAGUUAGGGGAUGAGGCAGAGGACAUUUCAAUGUUUAUUGAUGAGAGGUUGGAGGUGAAAGAGGGAAGAAAGAGGAAACAGGGAAGCACAGACUCAGAGCGAGGGAGCAGCGAUGGAGAAACAUCGACUCGUAAACUGCUGCAGAUGGACAGCGGCUACACGUCGAUAGAGGCUCCGUGUCGCGGUCCAGAAGACUUGCGACUGUUUGGGAGCGCCAGCAGCAGCCCGAAGGACAGAACAGCCCACGAGAAAAGGCACCACUUUACCAGCGCAGGGCGAAGUGGCACUAUCGGUGAGAGCUUUGAGUCUCACCACUUUGAGGAGGAACCGGAGGAUGAGAGCUUGUUGGGUGCCAGUGGAGGAGUUUCCAUAGAAACAGGUGCUAGUUCACUUAGCUGGUUACCGUACGGUCAGAUUCUCACACCUCGAGAGGCUGCAACGCCUUCGCCUCAACCACUAAUGCUGAUGCGGCGAGACUACAGCAUAGAUGAGAAGACGGACGCCCUCUUCCACGAGUUCCUCCGUCACGACCCUCAGUUUGACCAGCAGGAGUCGCCGCAGAGGAAGCACCGCUCACGGAUUCACCUCCGCAAGCAGUGGCAGCGGCACAAGCAGUGGAGCGACCCGGGAGUUAGGUACUUCCAGACCUCUUUUGAAAAACAGAGAACCCCGCUACGGAGGGGGGACAGUGUGAACUACCCUCUGGACACGAGCUACCACAGCACACUCCCCCGCAUCGUCAGCGCUCCCGACGAGGAGGCCAGCGACAGGACGGGCAGCACACCCGACAGGAAAAACAGGGAGCAGGGUGUCACCGAAAUCACAUCCUCUUCUCCACCACCUUGUGAUCUCUCCCUCUCAGAGCAAGAUGGAGGGCAGGUUGAGCACCACGACCUCCCUCCUGAUCCCCCGGACGAGCUCUGGCUCCUUCAGGCGCCCGACUCCCCAGGCCACGGCCCGCAGACCAUCACAGCAGAGCUCACGGACAAACUGACUGCUAACCUGGGCGAGAGGCUGUAUAUGGGCCUGCGCAGGGCCAGGGACACAGCCGCUGAGUGUGUGACGGUGACGGCCACACACACUUCUCCGGACCACAGCCCAGUGUAGCAGGGCUCCAGUCGCCCUCCUCGUCACUCCUGCUGAAACAGCUUUGUUUGAUUUGUCCCGACUCAGUUUAGAAUGGUGUGAUCCAGACCCAUAAACACACAAUGGAAAUGUCUGUCUGUCUUCAUAUCUGCUGUCAUUUAAUGUUCAAUGUUGCCAAGCUAACUUAUCAAAAAAAAUCUAUUAGUAACAGUUGUGUUCAUUGAUUGUUUCUGUCUCUACUGCUGCCUUCUUGUCUCUGCUCUCCAGUAUUAAUAAGUGAAGCUGAGGGCCAACAUGGCUUCUGUACUUGUUGAUCCACUGUGAAACCAGGUGCUAUUAGAUGAGUAGAAACCUAGAGAUCUGGACGCAACAGCUGGUCCCAUGAUCAUGCAUUGGUGGAAAAUAAGUAUGUUUAUCACUAUUCAUGAGAUAAAAAUGACUCCAUUGAUGUUAAUUAAGUCUUGUGAGAUACACUAGCUGAUCACACAAGCUGUUUAGAUCAGUAGUUCCUAACCAGUGGCGGUCUUAAGAGAAGUCUGAGAUAAUUUAAGUUAUUUAUAUUUACACUGAAUUAUAUUUAUUUUUAUAUUGUUUGGUUUUGUCCUAGGCAAUGAGCAGUUAAGGCCAUUUUAAGUCAGUCUGGAAGCCAUGAUAGCAAUUUCUAGGCACACUAAACAUUGAUUUAUUAAAUAUAUUUCGACAAGUUGUUAUUUCCAUAAGUUGGUUUACAGCAACCUGUCCAGCUUUGUCAAACUCUUCCAUGCUUGUGGCCAUGUUUUUUUUAUUUUUUUAAAGUAGUUAGUUAUCUAGCAUUGUUGGAAGAUGACAUCCCCAUUCUUUAUCCCGCCUACAAAGCUCUGAUUGGUUGAUGCUUAUCCCCAUUGUUUGAAAAGGUUGUUAAGUGAAUUUUGAUUCAAAACUAGACUUUACUUGAUUUAAGGGGUAGCUGAAAAGGUUGGGAACCAUUGGUUUAGAUAUAUACACAUAAUACAGUUAGAAAAUGCCAGGAAAGUUAACAAAGUGUCACUUUUGUCUUCAUUAAGUGUCUGACUUGUCAUGAUGUUGGUUGUUUUUGACUGAAAAUACUUCUAAGCUAUGUGAAAACUGUUGAAUAAGUUGUAAUAUAUAUUUUGGUACAUGCAUUGCUGAAAUGACAAUGUAAACUGAUUGGCUGGUCUGAAGAGGACAGGUUAGGACUUAACAAACCAGACAGCCACUUGCACUUGGGUAUGAUCUUCAUCAGUCACAGAGAUGACAUUAAUCUCCAUGAACUAUGACUCUUAGUGCUUUAGGCAUCACUGACAUGAGGCGAGCAGUUACAUUACAGCUUUUAAACAAGAUGGCUGCCCUCACAGACAUUUGUUGUCAAUUUGUAAGAAAGGCAUGCUUUCUUGUGCAUGGGGCUCACAGAACAGUCUUCAUUUAUCCGCAUCUGACAUUCUUGUUUUCUCCUCCUCUCCCUCUUCUCCUGAGAAAGUUGACAGUGAAGUAGAUGCCUCCCUCGGGGGCCGAGGACUUCACUUCCUGCCAGCUUAUAAAACCAGGCUGAACAAAGAUGUUGUUUGUUGUUAGGUCCACUUGGUUUGUUUUCUUUCUCUUUUUUGGCUUCCUCUGUGCGAUUGAAAACAAACCACUACUGCCACUCAAAUGAAACCCCAAUAACAGAUUAUGUUCUGUGGGCAAAGAAUGAUGUUGAAAACCCACUUUUGCUCACAGAUCUUAGUUUUUACAUCCUCAGCAGUAGCAGCAGGUUGAUUCUCGCUCAUAAAACGUCGAUCUCAGAGGGGCUGUUGGGCUUUCCGUUUCUCCCACGUGCGGGGAGGGGAGCCACUGCUGAAGAUGGUGUUGAAUACUAAUCAAAACGAGAAGGAUUUCCACCUUUCAUCCCCCUGCCUCCCCUUCCUCGUUGUUUGAGGCUAUUACCAUGCAGUAAAUUGAAAUCACUGCAUAGAAAAUCAGGGGAGAAAAACAUUAUCCGCCUCUCUUUGUCUGGGUGUGAUGAUGCUCCUUCCCAGCCUGCAUAGAUUAGAUCUCUCCUGACAGUGUGACAGGAGUCUCCUCUUGUGGCUAAGUGCAGAUGCUGCGUUCCUCAUUAGGAGGGCAGUGACUGAGAUGAAAGAAGGUGAACUCAAAUAAGGAGUAGAAAGUGAUUUGUCUUUGGAUCUCUCCUUUUCCUUCACGCAGGCUCCCCUCCGACACACAUUAUUUCACCAUGAAGAAACACAAUGUGCUCAGGCACAAUUUUGUGCAAUCAAAAAUGGUUAUGCCAGCGCUAAUCAGCAGAAAGGAAAUUAAAUCCCCCCCUCUGAUAUAAUGGAGCUGAUGCCUCCCUGAUGAUAAAAAUUACUCCGCAGAGAAAGUGGAAUACAGCUUCAUUUCCCACAGAUAUAAAACUAGAAUGUCUUCGAGCUGAAUCAAACACAACAGUCUAAAGGAAUUUGCCAUACGGGGUGAUUUUCCGUACAUGUGUACAAAGAUUGCUGUGUAUACAAGCACAAUGUCACAGGAGCUAGACUAAAUGGAUGUCCUUUAUUAGGUUUAGACAGAUGCUGUGUACCUGGAGACACUGUGGUAAAUGGUGUUUGUAAACUAACCAGUAGCCUGUCAAUGCAUCGAUGCUGUGUGUAGGUCUGCAUGAGAGUUAACAUUUUAGUAUAGAAAUCCUUAUGUUUUCUUAGACUUACGGUACAAGAUUUACCUUGAGUUACUGAUCCUUUGGUAAAAGGCAGAAGCCGAAACAUUGGUAUGACCUAGAGAUUUUGUACUUUUGAGAGUCAUGCUAGAAUGCUGUAACUGAUGAGAUUUUGUGAGAUUUAUCUCUUGAAAAUAGAAGUAUUUCUGUAUUCCUUGCUUGUUAGUAAAUCGCUUAAUUUCUCAAAGGAAAAAAAAAAGAUGAGCUUUCUUAACAACUUUGCUUUUGUUGAUCCAAAUGUAUUGAGCCUUGAGGGACCAAAUUAUAUUUAAAAAAAAGUGUUAUUUUAGGAUUGUUUUCCAAUCUGUGAAUAAAUGAAUGAAGCAAAA
Gymnodraco acuticeps is the source of this 5990-nucleotide messenger RNA. RefSeq names its product CACN subunit beta associated regulatory protein b (gene cbarpb). Gene Ontology annotation, cellular component: secretory granule; plasma membrane. Gene Ontology annotation, biological process: negative regulation of voltage-gated calcium channel activity; negative regulation of calcium ion-dependent exocytosis. NCBI's taxonomy places the organism in Eukaryota, Metazoa, Chordata, Actinopteri, Perciformes, Bathydraconidae. Gene Ontology annotation, molecular function: transmembrane transporter binding. The record is from RefSeq and is a predicted model, not a curated record.